Molecule: messenger RNA, 885 nt
Organism: Colletotrichum truncatum
Lineage: Eukaryota; Fungi; Ascomycota; Sordariomycetes; Glomerellales; Glomerellaceae
Product: carbon-nitrogen hydrolase
Molecular function (GO): hydrolase activity, acting on carbon-nitrogen (but not peptide) bonds, in linear amides
Source: RefSeq, a predicted model, not a curated record
AUGGCGAUCGCGGCUGUUGGUCAGAUCUGCUCUACCGCGUCCUUGUCGCACAACCUUGAGCAGUGCGUGAGACUCGUCGCCAAAGCUGCUGUUGGUGGCGCAAAAGUCCUCUUCCUCCCCGAAGCCUCGGAUUACAUCGCCUCGAGCCCUCAGGAAUCCCUUUCACUGGCCCUUCCGCAAUCACAGUCGCCUUUCGUUCGCGGCCUUCAAGAGGCGGCAAAAGCGCAUUCAUUGGCAGUCAAUGUUGGCAUCCACGUACCGGUCCCGGCAACGGAAGCUUCGACGACAGUUACAAAACUACUAAACCGGAGCCUCUGGAUCAAUGCGGAUGGAACCAUCAACCAUGCCGCAACUUACGACAAGCUCCACCUCUUUGACUACGGUGCCCUCCGCGAGAGCGCAACGGUGCAGUCCGGCACCGCAUUGACCGCACCGUUCCCCACCCCGAUCGGUCGCGCCGGAAGUCUCAUCUGCUUCGAUCUCCGCUUUGCGGAGGCCGCCCUCGCCCUCACGCACCCGGGACCCCGCAGCCCUUUUCUCAAGGAGAACGGCGGCGCGGGCGUAGCACAGGUGCUUCUCUAUCCCUCCGCCUUCACCAUCAAGACAGGCCAGGCGCACUGGGAGACGCUACUUCGGGCGCGUGCUAUUGAGACUCAGAGCUGGGUAAUCGCCUCGGCGCAGGUCGGCGCGCAUAACCCUAAGCGCAGUAGCUACGGACAUAGUCUGGUAGUCGACCCGUGGGGCGCCGUGAAACUGGAGCUCGGUGGUGUGGACACGGAAGGUAAAGCGGAGGAGAACGCCGAGGGGGCUAUCGGCUUCGUCGACGUGGACUUAGAGCAGUGGGCGACGGUCCGAGAGGGCAUGCCGCUGGCCCGACGCACGUGA